UCUCACUAGAGUUGAUAGCGUAUAUAAAAAACGAUAUCAAACAUUAAACAUCAGUACGUUGUUGUUUUUAACACAGUCAACAUGGAUCGAGAGGUGAAGGGAAAAAUUGUUGCAGUAACUGGCUCAGCGGAGGGCUUAGGGCUAGCUAUGGUCAAUAGUUUUCUAGAACAAGGAGCAAAACUAGCGAUUAUCCUAGAUUUAAAUGAACAAAAAGGAAAAGAAGCGUUGAAAAUUCUGAAAGACAAAUACGGAGAUGAUAGAGCAACUUUCUACAGAUGCAAUGUUUUAAACGAUUUGAAUGAUGUAUAUGAAAAAAUUAUAAAUAAUCACAAAUAUAUAGACAUCCUUAUAAACAACGCUGGUGUUCAGGACGAGAAGAACAUUAAGAAAACGAUGAAUAUUAAUGCAAUAGCCCUGAUGGAGUGGACGAUGAAGUUUUACGAGAAUAUGAGAUUAGAUAAAGGUGGUCGAGGUGGUACCAUUAUAAAUGUGUCUUCGAUUUAUAGUUACAGGAUAACAGCUCACGUACCGUUCUACCAUGCUUCAAAGUACGCGGUGCUCGGUUUCUCGAAAUCAAUAGGACAUGAGACUAAUUUCAAAAAAUGGGGCGUGCGUGUGGUUACUUUGUGUCCAGGAAUAACACGUACAAGUAUGGCUAAAAAUCUAAAUGUGUGGGAAGACAAAAUUUUAGACGUAUUCCUUGAAGACGUGAAGUCUUAUGAUUGGCAGGAACCUAAGGAUAUCGGUGAUGGUACGGUGGAAAUAUUCAGAAAAGCUGAUAGUGGCACUGCCUGGCUUGUGGAAGGGGCUAGACCGGCUGAAAGGAUAGAUGUUUAAAUAUCAAUCAAUUUUUUUUUUUAUAUUUGCCGGGAGGGCAAAUGACUGAAUGAUGGUCUAUUAAAUCAGAAUAGUCAAUUAAAAUAUUUAGUCAUGUCAGCCAGUUCACGGUUUCAUAAGAGUAUGUUUUUAUCAUACCUUGUAAAUUGAUGAGUAAUAAACUCUUUUUUUAUUAAGUUGA
Nymphalis io (European peacock) is the source of this 1018-nucleotide messenger RNA. Its product is annotated as 15-hydroxyprostaglandin dehydrogenase [NAD(+)]-like. Gene Ontology annotation, cellular component: cytoplasm. Gene Ontology annotation, molecular function: oxidoreductase activity, acting on the CH-OH group of donors, NAD or NADP as acceptor. Lineage: Eukaryota; Metazoa; Arthropoda; Insecta; Lepidoptera; Nymphalidae. The record is from RefSeq and is a predicted model, not a curated record. The coding region runs from base 82 to 837 and encodes 251 amino acids. The transcript is spliced from 2 exons.